Molecule: messenger RNA, 6616 nt
Organism: Monopterus albus (swamp eel)
Lineage: Eukaryota; Metazoa; Chordata; Actinopteri; Synbranchiformes; Synbranchidae
Gene: ctnnd2b
Product: catenin (cadherin-associated protein), delta 2b
Exons: 25
Coding region: 346-3999 (1217 amino acids)
Biological process (GO): dendritic spine morphogenesis; cell-cell adhesion
Cellular component (GO): plasma membrane; nucleus; cytoplasm
Molecular function (GO): protein binding
Source: RefSeq, a predicted model, not a curated record
AUCGGGGGAUGUUGUAUUGUGAACGAGAGAGAGAAGGGGGGAGAGAGAGGGAGAGAGAGCACCUCUGCCGCUCUCCCUGCCUCAUCUCCUGUGCGCAGUGCUCCGGCUCGGCCGCUCCUUCCUUCUUCAUUUCCUCCUCCCCACAGCUGGCUCUCACGUCUCGGAUGCUAGCUUGCCUUCUCCUUUCUCACACCGCGCUGGAUCAAAUACUUCGGAGGGUAUAUAAGGACUAACUACCUGAUUUGCAUGGUCUGAAUUUCGGGAAAUUCUCACGUCGGAAAGGAGGGGAGUCGAGAGGGAAAAAGGAGGCUCUCCAUCCCCCGAGGGAAUUUAUUUUACAGAGGUAUGCCAGUGCCUGAGGUGGCAUCUGACAUUGCCAGCGUUGCCACCAUGUUAAGCCCCGUCCUCAACGCCUCCAAUGGCGACGGCUCUGAGUCUGAAACCACCUCCGCCAUCCUUGCCUCCGUCAAGGAACAGGAGUUGCAGUUUGAACGUCUGACCCGUGAGCUGGAAGCCGAACGACAGAUUGUUGCCAGUCAGCUGGAGAGAUGCAAACUUGGCUCUGAGACUGGAAGCAUGACUAGCAUUAGUUCAGGAGAUGAGAAAUUUCGUUGGAACAACCAAGAUGGACAGAAGGACAUAGAAGAAGAGCUGACAACAGGCUUAGAGCUGGUGGACUCCUGCAUCCGCUCGCUCCAGGAAUCAGGCAUCCUGGACUCACAGGACACAUCCACAGACAGACAAGGACUCCUCUCCCAAAGCACUUUGCACCUCAACAGCCAGGAUGCCUAUGCAGCAGCUGGUUACCACAGUAACCAUGGCCUUGCACUUGGGGAAACAGGCCGCAGUGGGCAGAUCGGAGGGGCAGUGCACAGCUACAAUCAGGUGACAUCCAGCCGUGCAGCUGCCCAGUUAACAGGGACAGACUCUCCCUCCCAGUCCCAGAGAGACUCAUUUGCUCAACAGGCCCAUGGUAGCGCCUUCCACAUGCCCACUGAGGGUGGAUCUGCACCUACUGGAUCAUCCGUGUAUUACUCCUGUGCCACUUUGCCUGCACAGCGUGUCAGCUCCCCUCUGCAGGCGGUGGGAUCCCCUACAAAGCUACAGCGCUUGGGAUCAGCUUCCUCUGACAUGCCCAGCUAUGCCACGCUACAGAGGGUGUCCUCACCCAAACAGUCACCCAGCCGGCUCGCCAAAUCCUACAGCACCUCAUCGCCAAUUAACAUGGUAGCAUCAGGUGCUGCUGGCUCCUCCUCCCCUCUUCCUAUGGCAGCCUCCCCAGGGGGAAACCACACCUUGUCGCCAAUCCACCAGCUUAGUUCAGCAGUGGGAAGCUAUGCCACCCUGUCACCCACCAAGCGCAUGCUGCAUCACAUCGGAGCAGACAGCUACAAGAUUUCCCACGAGCUGUACGCCAACGCAACCCUGCAAAGGCCUGGUAGCCUGGCAGGUAGAGGCUCCAGAGGUUCCUACAGCAGCCAGCAUAGUCAUCUGGGUUCUGAGCUCCGACCCCUGCAGUCUCCUGAACACCACAUCGACCCCAUUUAUGAAGACAGAGUCUAUACCAAACCCAACCUUAGAGGGCAAGCCCCACCCUCCCCUGGUGUCGACCCAAUCCCCUUGCAGCGAACAGGAAGCCAGAGCACUGCCGGCACCUUUCAGAGAGGCAGCUUUGCCACAGGAAGUGGGGCGGCUGACUAUGCUAAUCCGUACCGUACUCUGCAGUUCUGCCCAUCCACCGAGUCACCUUACAGCAAGUCAGGCCCUGCCCUCCCCCCUGAGGCUGCCCUGGGCCGAUCUCCAUCUGUGGACAGCAUCCAGAAGGACCCAAGGUACGACCCAGAAUUCCUUGUGUGGAAUCAAAAUCAAGCCGAGCAAAGAAUGACAAAGGAGUUUGGCUGGAGGGAUCCAGAGCUACCAGAAGUGAUCCAAAUGCUGCAGCAUCAGUUCCCGUCAGUCCAGUCCAACGCUGCAGCCUACCUCCAGCACCUUUGCUUUGGAGACAACAAGAUCAAAUCUGAGAUCCGGCGGCAGGGCGGUAUCCAGCUGUUGGUGGACUUGUUGGACCACCGGAUGACUGACGUCCACCGCAGUGCCUGCGGAGCCCUGAGGAAUCUGGUGUAUGGUAAAGCCAAUGACGACAACAAAAUUGCACUGAAGAACUGCGGCGGCAUACCUGCUCUGGUUCGACUGCUUCGGAAGACCACAGACGUGGAGAUCCGAGAGCUGCUCACAGGUGUUUUAUGGAAUCUGUCAUCGUGUGAUGCCCUGAAGAUGCCCAUCAUCCAGGAUGCCCUGGCUGUGCUAACCAAUGCUGUGAUCAUCCCCCACUCGGGCUGGGACACCUCCCCGCAUACACAGGAGGACCGCAAGGUGCACCUACACUCCUCCCAGGUCCUCCGCAAUGCCACAGGCUGUCUCCGAAAUGUGAGUUCCGCAGGUGAGGAGGCCCGGAGGAGGAUGAGGGAGUGCGAGGGGCUGACAGAUGCUCUGCUGUAUGUCAUCCAGACCGCUCUAGGGAGCAGUGAGAUUGACAGCAAGACCGUAGAGAACUGUGUGUGCAUCCUGAGGAACCUGUCAUAUCGACUGGCUGCAGAGACAUCUCACAGCCAGCAGGGGGGGUCGGAGGAGCUGGACGGUCUGUUAUGUGACACCGGUGGGAAGGACGCAGAGAGUUCUGGAUGCUGGGGCAAGAAAAAGAAGAAAAAGAAGGGACAUGACCAGUGGGAUGGCGUCGGCCCAUUUCCAGACUUGGCAGAGCCCCCGAAAGGCAUCCAGAUGUUAUGGCACCCCACUAUCGUCAAGCCCUACCUCACACUGCUGUCUGAGUGCUCCAACCCAGACACCCUGGAGGGAGCAGCUGGGGCUCUGCAGAACCUAGCUGCUGGCAGCUGGAAGUGGUCAGUGUAUAUCCGAGCUGCAGUGCGUAAGGAGAAGGGCCUCCCUAUCCUUGUGGAGUUGCUGAGGAUUGAUAAUGACCGGGUGGUGUGCGCUGUGGCCACCGCGCUGAGAAACAUGGCUCUGGACAUCAGAAACAAGGAGCUUAUUGGUAAAUAUGCCAUGAGAGACCUGGUGCACCGUUUGCCUGGGGGCAGCAACAACAACAACAGCAGUGGUGGGAGUGUAGGAGGGGGGGGAGGCGCCAACAGCAGCAACCUGGUGGGGAAGACCAUGUCAGAUGACACCAUCACGGCUAUCUGCUGCGCGCUGCACGAAGUCAUCACUAAGAAUAUGGAGAACACCAAGGCCCUGAGGGACGCUGGUGGCAUUGAGAAACUCAUCGGCAUUGCUCGCAGCAAAGGAGACAAAAUUCCCAGACAUAGUCCUAAAGUAGUGAAAGCAGCAUCUCAAGUCCUGAACAGCAUGUGGCAAUACAGAGACCUCCGCAGCCUCUACAAAAAGGAUGGCUAUUCUCAAUACCAUUUCAUCGGCUCUUCCUCCACAAUAGAAAGAGAUAGACAGCGACCUUAUUCCUCCUCUCGUACUCCAUCCAUCUCUCCUGUGCGGACCUCGCCUAACAAUCGAUCAGCAAGUGCUCCUGCUUCCCCCAGGGAGAUGAUGGCGUUGAAGGAGAGGAAGGCAGACUAUGAGUCGACUGGCAAUGCCAGUUACCAUGGCAACAAGGGCGAGCACACAUCUCGGAAGGACACCAUGACGGGUCAGAUCUCCAGUGGUUCCUCAACACUACACAGAGGAGCAUACGUGUCACCUACUGAUGAGCUGAAGUAUAAUCAGGUCUCUUCUCAAGGCUUGCCUUCAGAGCCCUACCCUCCAUUCCAAAACCCUCCCCCACCUGACAGUGGCAAUUACGAGGACCAGUCCUUCUACGAGAACCAGGUUCAUACGGGAGGACGCCCCCCGCAGGGUGAGCUCAACAUGCACCUGCAGGGCCUCAAGUCCACUGGCAACUAUGUGGACUUCUACUCAGCCUCACGUCCCUACAGUGAGCUCAACUAUGAGACCAGCCACUAUCCAGCCUCACCAGAUUCAUGGGUCUAAGGGGAGACAAAAUUGGAGGAGGAGGAGAGGAUGGAUGAAGGAAUAAAGUACAGUGAAGGGGGUAGUUUAAAAGUAGAAAAGAGACGAUGAGAGGACACUUUCCCUCCCUCCCCAUCCUCCCCUGUAGUUCCUGAGUAGCAUCAUAGGUAGCAGGACGACAGAGGGGGAGGAUGGAGUGCAAGAUGGGAGACAUGAGGAAAAACAUCUAAGACACUACACUCCUUUCAGAGACAUCUGAUGGAGAAGAGAGAGGGGACAAAUGAGGUUCAGAAGCAAGGAGAGGAGUGGCCACGCAUGUGCAUGAAGACCACCAACAAAACAACAGACACAUUUUAUUUCUGUGUUUAGUUUGUGCUCAACAGCUGCUAGAGAAGGUUCAACAGACAGAAAGACCUCCUGCACCUGAAGGCCUCUGGAUACAGAACGUAAGAUGGAUGAUGAAAGAGAAAAUGAAGGAAAAGCAUGAAAGAAAAAGCAGGAAAUAGAGUUACAUGAAGAAGGACAAUGAAAGAGAAAAAUGGUUCCGAGGACUCAAGGACAGAAGGUUGUGGGUCAUAAGUGGAAGAUGGAAGAGAUACCAGGGAGAAACCUGUAAAUAUGUGGUAUUGCAACAUGGCUUUUAGUAAUGUGAAGCACAAGAAGCAGAGCUGUAGGACAUGUAGGAUGUCUGUCACACAAACAUUUGUUUCUCUCUAUGGCUUCAGUGUAAUGUAUCCUCCUCUGGACAAAAAAUGCUUCUGGACUUUGUCAUUUGUAAUAGUUUUUUUUUUUUUUCUUUUCUUUUGCUGAGUUUCUACUUUUUUAAUUCUCAAUUCUGGUUGUAUAGUAUUUGAUGUACACUGUACAUUUACGGAGACCCAUUGUAUACUGUACAUUGAACUAUUUUCUGUGUUAUGUCAGGCUUUUUGCCACUGGAUCCACCUCACUUCCUCACUAACUACCCGGCCCCAAACACACACAAAUACAUACAGUAUCUGCACCCAGACUUUCAGGAUUCAUCAGAGCUACAGACAGAUGUCGGCACAUUACUUAUGUGAAACACUGGACAUGACCUGGGUAUCGAAGCAUCAUUUCUGGUAGGACACGGUGCUCCUUUUACUGCCCUACAGAUAGUUUUCAAAGGAUACUCGACAGUGCUGCUGCCAAAAUAGUUGAAGAGAGGUUCUAACAGUUGAGCAGCCUUUUCUGUGACAAAACUCUCAUUUUUUUGAGACUAGCUUUGGUGUUUUUAGUGGCUGUUUUUUCAUAUUAAUACUAAAAGUUCCAUUUUUGUUCCCACAAGCCCUCCCUACAAGUGAAGUGUAUAUAAUUGUGCCAAACAAAGGUUACUCCCCCUUAGCUGAAGAAGGCAGGGCAGUUAGGGGCAUGUAAAAGGGUCCAAGUUCAGCUGAAACCUUCAGCUGAACACCUUCACAGUUCUAACAAUGCUAGUUUGUAAAUGCUUUGGUUUUUCUAAACUGUGUUUUAAUGAGUUGAACGUGUCUAACUGCACCAGGACUGUUGAGAAAAAUUUUUGAAGAUUAAAAAAGACACCACGGAGGAACUGUGACUGGGUGGAACCUUGCUUCCUCCACGGUUGUACAAAAUUAGUUGAUUUCUGUGUUGUAAAAUAAUCAAUGUUUGAAGUACAAAAAAAACAACUUUUUCUGAGAGAUGGGUGGCAAUUCUAACUUCACGGUAGACAAAACUGCUAAUAGAGUAUGGAUAUAUAUUAUAUAAAUAUAUACUUUUUAUGUGCAAAUGUGGAUGUCACUUAUAGCAGCAACAUUAUGGGAAACGGUGUAAAAAAACAGCUACAUGUAGAAAUUUUGUUCACAUUCUUUUUCUGGUCAACACACUAAAUUGUCAACUUUGUGUAGUAAUGUUGUUGCUAGGUGGAGUAGAGUAGACCAGGGUCCAGGGAUCCAUGUUGUCACUAAAGGAGUCCAAACAGGUGCUACAUCCAUGAGAAGUAUUUCCAACAUCUGUAUUUUAACUGUGCACGAAAUGUUGCCCCCCCCCUCCUGCAUACAGUAGAUAACAAACUUUAUUAUCAGUUGUUAAGUUUGUUACAUGUCACAUGUGACUGUUUUAAAUCACAUAACAGAGAACAAUCACAAGUUUAAAUCUUUCCAAAAGUGUGUUUCCCAUGCAUGAAACCCCCAGUUCUGGUCAAUUGGUCUUAUCAUGCUAAACAGCAAACCUUGUACCCAUGAAUGCAUUAGUAUUUGUUAUUGUUAACCUGAAACUAAAUGGUGAUUUUUUAUUUUAUUUUAUGCAAGUGUGAAAGGCUAAAUUGUAAAAUGUGACAACAGACCCUGGUUCUCCCUGCCCACUGCUGUUUAGACGUGCUAGAGGUCAUCUCCCGAUGCUUGAAGAACAACUCAUAAUGUCCCUACAGAUACACUGGAUGAAAAACAGAUGUACUGUAUUUGUUAGUAAGCAUCUGAAAACUGACAACGUUAUGUAUGUCCUUGUGAUCCUUAGGCCAAAAAACCUGAGUAUAAGACCUGUAUGGAGAUAAAACGUCGUUAACCUUUUUGUUGAUAGACCAAAUGUGUUUUAACAAGAGAAUUGUGAAUCUUUCUAUUGCCUCAAACAAAUUGCAACUGCUCCAAAAACUAUAAACGGACCAUCA